Molecule: messenger RNA, 7505 nt
Organism: Pocillopora meandrina
Lineage: Eukaryota; Metazoa; Cnidaria; Anthozoa; Scleractinia; Pocilloporidae
Source: the annotation of a GenBank genome assembly
AUGCAUCGUACGUUCUUGUGUAUUUAUUUCAUGGCAUGGUAUUUAAAGUUAUAUAUAGCAGCUUCACCUUCACCGGACAGGUACUGAUUGAAUUCAAUUUUUAGCGUAUAUGUUUUUUUCGAAGCUAAGAGAUCUCAGCCCAUCGUUUAGACUUAUAGAAAAGUAAUUGAAAAGUACAUAAAAUGGCAUGGAGUAAAAGGUGUCAAUUUCAAGGUAGGUUUAGAUUACGGUUAUUCCCGUGAAUUUGUAUUUAUUUAUUUGCCACAUUACAAAAAAAGUUAAUAAGGAAACAUGAUGAGCUUAGAUAAAUACAACGCGUUCAUCGAGAAAACUUUAACUUAUAAGGUUUUCUCUCAAAGAAUUAAACUCCGAACUUAGUGAUACAUAACAUCGAACAAGGAGCUGAGAUUUUGAAAAAGAUGGGUUGCCUAUGAUUGCCUUUUCCACCCCUGAAAAUGUAUUCAAACAUGUGGUUGCAUUGAGAUAAGAAAAUGAAAGGAAUUUCAAAUUAAUAUUUAAUGUAGAGUUUAAACAUGUUAGGAGAAGAGCGGAUGUAAACACUGCGCUAAACCUGUUGGAGACGUCGCGAACUCCUUGUGUUUUUCACAUUGAGCCAAAAUUUUCAGUGCAAAAGUUUCAAAUAAAGUUGAGAUAACUGUUUCGAUGCGUAGAGAAGUUCAACAACUGUGUUGAGAAUGUUCCGAUUCAUGGCUUAAGUGCUAAGUUCAUGAUGACGCACCUCCAUUUCAGUUAAGAAACGAAAGCUCGAAAGAAAGUCGACUUACCAGCGAUUUUGUAAAACAAAAAAUAUGUCCUACUCCCCACAAAAAGCAACGUUCAAUCAGCUUAACCCGGCACAGAUUUUGGCUGAAGGACAAGCCUCCCAGUGAGCUUUUCGCUUAGCUUCUGUAAAAGCACCAAUUUCGCGUGCGUGUGUGUGUCUCGUUGUGUGAUAUGUGUCAUGAGUGCAGUUGCAUGGGGAGAAUUGUUUUAAUCUACUUAUAAAAUAUAAUUAAUACUCUCCUCCAACAAUGAAAUUUCCUUGAGACCUUUCGAUAAUUAUGAGUCAUCUAAAAUACAUGCCGUGAAACAAAAGCAUCGUUUGCAUAAAAAUACAUCUUGAAACAAUUUUCGUUAUCCUUAUUUAUAUUUUUAUACCUAGGGAAAAUAAAAGUAUGCAUAUGUUUCAUUUAUUCCAGAUCACUUUAAAAUUCUUUUUUUUUUUUCGGUUUCGUUUUUCAUUGAAGCUACAAGAGCACUACAGAGACUAUGAAGAAAUUAUUUCACGAGGAUCACUAUGAUAAACGGCUGAGGCCUUUUCACAAAGGUAAUGGAUCUCUAUCUUUAGAGAAUUUCCAAUCGUUUCUUCUUAUUUUAUGACGCUCAGUAUCACUGAAUAUACUCUCUAAAUUAGUUCUAGAUGAACAUUUUGCUUAAUUUUAGCAAUGAAACACACUUCAUAUCUGCCUUCCCUUCCUCUAUGUGCAUGUAUGGGUUUUUAAAAUCCUAUCACUACACCACGUCAGUUACCGAGACACGUCAAAGACAUAGAAGAACUUAAAAACAAAUAGGGCGCGGUUUUUGAGAUUAAGUACACCAACGGUCAAGCCUCCUACAUCGGAAAGACUAAAAACUUCACAGCAAGACUGACUGAACACGACUGAGCGACGAGAAAAGGGAUUUCAACAAUCAAAUGCCGAACAUCAUCGACUUACGAACUACGCUAUUGACUGGGACCAUGCGUAAUGCCUAACCUACAGCACUAUUUGUUUUCAGCGACUGAGUCUGGAAAGCUGGUUUUCAGAUUCCCCUGAACAGAACAACCUAACAAUACCGACGGAUCGAAACUAGCCAAUCCCGACUGACCCACGUGAGUCUCGUGGCCGAUCAAAAAUCACGAGUAAACUCACAAAUCAGUUAACACGAACGGCGUAAUCGGACUCAGUACACUCGAGUCACAACAACCCGGCUUCGGGUCGUCGUUACUUCAGUCACUAUUACCGAUAACAGGCCUUCUCACGACUUACCCUGAAAAUCAGACUAUACGAUCAAAUGUUCUUUCUUUUCAUUAAAAAAAAUGUUCAGUUUUUGAAGUAUCAUAUUCUUCGCAGGAUAAGCGAAUAUUUUUUUCCUCAACAUAGGACCACCACUGAAUAUUACGAUAGACAUGUCCGUGGUACAUUUCGGAAAAGUGAGGGAAAUUGAUAUGGUAAGUAACGGAUCAGGAGCUAAAAUAAAUUUUCAAAAUCACCCGCCUCAGGCGCAAAGUUUUUACCCGACCAUUUUCAUUGACUGUAGCAAGAAAUAGACCACCGUCCCAUCCUGAGGGAGAUUUUGUACUUUACUUAUCGUAUGUUAGAACAUGCCGUUUUUCUUGGAAUCUGAAAUUUUAAAAGUUCGCAGCAUAUUUGGUGCAAUAGUCGCCUUUUUUGAGCGAAAAAUAAAGUUUACCUAUGUUGAAUGAAAAAAAAAACAAACAAACAAAAACAAAACAAAACAAAACAAAAAAAACGGUUGAUCGUUUUGAAGUCAGAGAAACCCUUUAUGUUUGUACUGCAGGAUUUCUCCGUUGACGUGUUCUUUCGUCAGUACUGGCGAGACCCGCGCUUGAACCACACCCUUGAAGAGCCAAUUUUCUUGACAGGAUCUUACAGAAAUCUUAUCUGGCUGCCGGAUACCUUUUUUCUCAAUAUCAAGACAGCCAAUUUUCACAACGUACCAGCUGAUAACAGCAGAGUAAAAAUUAGGACUGACGGUCAGGUCACUUGGAGUUCAAGGUAACGAACACCAGUUACUCAAAGACAAAUCGAAAAAUAAUUUUCUAUAUGUGCGUAUACAUUAUGACCCUUAGACGCCAAACCUAAAACUCGAGACACUAUAAUGCGCAACUCAAAUAGAGAGGGAAGCUUUCCUAGACUAUUAUGUUGAGAAAUUGCAGAGUGAAAACUUGCCAAUUAUGAAAAUAAACUACAAAGUCAAGAAUAUUAUCCCGCUCUUACAACUAAAUGUAGAAGAUAUACCCAAAGUAGGUAAAUGACUUUAACUAGAUAUGUCAUCUUAACAAAACAAUGACACUCAAAAAUAAAAAAAAGAGAAAACUUAUAUAGUUACUGAAUUUAUAAAUUUCUUGCAGGAUAACCAUGACAGCAAACUGCCAGUUGGAUCUGAGGGACUACCCACUGGACAAACAGUCUUGCAACCUGACACUUUUAAGCUGUUGAGUAAACUUUUUUUUCAUUAAACAAGUUCUUCCAGGAGAUUUAAAUGGAUAUUUUGUUGACAUAUUAGGCCAAAUUUUCUAAUCAGUGAAAAGAUCCAGGCUACAGUCACUCAAAUUCAUGACGAAUAGAUUUAAAUCUGAUAUCGACAUCUUAUCGCCAAUUCGCACCUUUUUAUUAUAUGUUUGUGAUAAUACUUAAGGAGACAGUUCGCAGUCUAACAGCCGUAUGUGCCCUUUAGAUGCUUAUCCGAUUGAACAAGUCGACUAUUUUUGGAAAGACAAAGAUAAGAAAGGUAUCGUCAUUCUUGAAGAUGAAAUGAACGAGUUUACUUUGAGAGACAUCAAGACCAGAAGGGCGAUAGUACUUUAUGGGACUCGCGGUUCAAGUAAGUAUUCGCACUCAGUUUGUUCGUCAAGUUAUGCAAAGAAGUUGAUGAGGAAAAACAUGUUAACAAUGAAGAGAAUACAAUUCACAUGGCAAUAGUCUUUUUUAUUUUUUUCGCAAGCGUAGCUGUGGGCAUUAACCUGACGGAGCAUUUUUUAGGUCGCUCGAUCGUUUGGUCAAUAGUCAGGAACUAGUGGUCGCCUUGCUGCUUAUAAAAAUUAAUUUCUUGUAAAAUGCAGUUGUAUGAGUACACAGAAAUGAUUAAACUACAUUUUUUCUUUUUGUUUCGACAAGAUUCAGACUAUACGCACCUGUGGGCAGAAUUCACCUUUAAGCGCCGUCUUGGAUAUGCCUUCAUCCAGAUAUAUGCACCGACAGUUCUGAUAGUUCUCCUCUCCUGGCUAAGUUUUUGGAUCGCACAGGACGCAGUUCCAGCUCGUGUAGCCUUGGGAGUUACAACAGUCCUAACCAUCGUAACACUUAUGGGCUCUUUCCGGUCUUCAGUACCUAAGGUGAGGGCAACAGGGUUAAGAAAAUGGCAGAAAUCCUGUCCUCGUGUGUUUAACUCUGCGAGUUGGACAAGGCCUUAUUUCGAAGCUAAUUAGCAUAUUACAUUUCCAAAAUACAUUGCUUACAAACGAGCAUUUCUUUUAAUUGCAUCAUUAUUAUUAUUAUUAUUAUUACUAUUAUUAUUAUUAUUAUUAUUUUUAAUAUUUCUAUCAUGAUUAUGUAUUUUUUAAUGUGCAUGCAUCAAGUUGCUGGGAUACUGCAGAAUUAUGUGACAAUCAUUCAUCUAUAUUUAUUGGUAUGCUUUGAAGAACUAAAAGUGUGGCUAUUUUCAAAUAACACGUAGUGCAUACUAAAAACGUUUUUUAGCACAAUGAUCUUCACUGCAAAAGAAGAGCGGCAUAUAUUAAAAAACAUGCACCAUAUAUGGCGCAUACUCCCCUCGAUCUAGCAUUUGAUGCGCCAAAGUUUCUUCUACCAAAAAGCAUAUGAUCUUAAUAUUCUCAAAAUUUUGAUUUUCAGCGUUGUUAAUGCCUGCAAAGCAUUUAUAUACUGAUUGUUCCAUAUUUUCACACUUCCAUUUCAUUUACUAGAAUAUUUUUACACUGUUUGUCUCUUUAGCUUUGCUCAAUCAAAAAAAGAAAAAAAAAUCAUAAAGAAGUUGAAGUUGUGGUACAUACCGCUAAGUAAAAGCAUAUACGGGAACUUUAGAGGGAAAUACUACAUUUUAACAACUUCAGGUGUUGCAGAUAGCAAGAGUUAUUGAAAUGCAAAACUAAUUUAAACCAAACUACGUCGUCAUCGACGCUUGAAAGAUCUUUCAAGCGUCUUUUCAAACAGGAGAGUGCCCUUGUAACUUUGAAUGAAAUUUUCCAUACAUCAUUCCGUAGGAUCUGUUGUAAAACUCACAUGUUCAUGCUCAGCGCGUGCAUAGUCCAAUCCGCUCACCGCUGCGUCAUGCAAUAAUAGAGUGAUUUAGCAAGAGGACGGGAACGUCAUUUCAGAGCGGGAAAGCGCGCGGAUAGUCAGGACACGACUCUAUUUCGACUUCCGGUGUUAGCGUUGCCGUUCUCCCCAACAAGUUCAGGACGUCAUCACGCUGGUUUUCCCGUCGCGAUCAAAACGCCUGGGAUUUGCGUAAAUUUUGCGCUUAUAAACGAGAUAAUGCUGUUUGGAAUUAUUUCAGAACUCAUUUCCAGGAUAACCUGAUCCCUUCCUUUGGUUUAUUCGGUGUAUUUUUGGAAAAUUUACCGCUUCAUUUGUGCUGAAUUCCCGAAAGGAAACACAAUAGUUGGCAAGCGCCAGAUUCAAGAUUUUAGGACUCAGUAUACUUGUAAUUGAGCAAGGCUUAAAACAGCGAAAGGGCUCUUCUUUGAUACAUUUCUUUAAUCCUGUGUGGAAACUCUAAGAAUGGGACGCUGUUAAUUUUAUCAUGAAUCAAUUCAUCAAUAAAUUAAACUUGCUUCACGUUGAAGUUUAUCAAAAUGAAAUAUCACGACGCUUACCUACUGUAUUAUUCAGUGUUAUUUGUUGUUAUUGUCGUUUUUACCGUGAUUGAAGAAAAUUGAGAAUAACUCAGGUAUGCACUUUUCAAUGUUUGAAAUUUUUGAUCGGUGAAAACUAAGCAGGAAAGUCAUGCUCUCGCUUCGAAAUAAAAUGACAAUCAACUUGAUUUCGGCACGGCAUUCUAAAUCUAUUAAUUUGAUUCAGUCUUGAACGACUUCAUUCGUUUAAAAAAAUAAUUAAAUUAAACAAAAACGAAAAAAAUAAUAAAACAGGAACGAAGUCUUACUCCUUAGUCUAACCGUUUAGUUGGUGACUAGUUUGAGUUAAUUUCAUUCUUUCACGAAUAAACAGGAACUCAUCGUAGACAACUUCAUCGUUGGGUCGCCUGAUUUCUACAUGGUUUCGCCAUAACUUCUGAUAAUUCCGUUCAAAAUGUAUUUCAACUCUAAGAAGGUGGUGCUCAAAAGGGAUGUACUGUCAUAAUUGAGAAGAAUAUUCAGUAAACAAGGGAGAAAACGACGACGAUUUCCAAAUUAUCCUUUACAAAAUUAUGAAGAAAAACGAGUACUGCUGAAAUCUAGUAGCACGAAACGAAAUAACAGCGACACAAAUCAUAGAAAAAAAGACUAUUUAGUGGGCUUCAAAAUUUGAUAGAUGAAUCAGCAGACUUGAGACUAAACUGAAAUGGACUAGUUUCAAAGUUUAAUCGCCCAUGUGGAUUCAUAGUUAUCAACUUACUUGCCGUAUCUAUAACUAUCCUCUGUUUGCGCUUGUUACAUAACUCUCAAAGAAGAUCAUUUCGUUGUCUUUAGAAUGGUCUAUAAAACCGAAAAUUCAAAGGUGAUGGUGAUCUUUAUAAAGCCGAGGUGAUGAUUCUCGUUGUAAUGACUGCUAAAUCACUUUUCAACACAACGCGACGGCAUUCUCGACCCAGUUUUUUAUCGACAUUUCUGCUGCGCGCGCCGUUCUGAAAUGACGUUCCCGUCCCCUUGCUAAACCACUCUAAUGUCGCGCGAGCUACAUAAACAUAUUCGUCUCUUCGAGUCAGACAACAACAGGAAAAGAGUAAGAGCACAGAGCUAAGCUUUCUUUCCUCGUUUCCUCUUCUAGGUGUCAUAUAUCAAGGCCAUCGAUGUUUACUUCAUAAUAUCUUUCUUUUUCGUGUUUGGCGCGGUUGGAGAAUACGUCAUCGUGCGUCUUCAUACCGAAAGAAAGCUGAAAGGGCCCCAAAAAGAGAACAGUAUAGAUAUGGAAAUGAUACCUCUGAAACAGGUAACAUGAAAAUGUCGUUUCAAAAAUGAUCAAAUUGUUAUUGCCACCAUCAGGCUAUCCGCACAUAAUUAUUCGUGUACAAUAACCUUUCCUCUUGUGACAGUGGCUCAGUGGGUAGGGAAAAAGCCAGAUUAAAAAAAAAAGGGGGGAGGGGGAGCUGGUAGAGUAAUAGGGUUUGGAUAGUAAUUUUUUUUUCUCCCAGAACUUUGGCGUAAAUUUGAGACUUUCAACCCCACGUAGAGCUGUAAAAAUUUUCGCAGUUUCUGAGCUGGUUGGGAAGAAACAGGAAGCAGCCGCCAAAGAAUUGUAUUACAAAUCACUUUGAUCAUCUUCGUAUUUGCAAAAACUGUUUUUCAGGACAAUGGCGAAACAUCACCAAGACGCUGUGAGGAAGACGACAAGUCUGAUAAUGAGAAAGACUUUGAGCGUUCGCAAAGCGGCAGCAUUGGGGCCCUCGGGAAAACUAGGGAACUCGUGAAGUUUGCUUUUCUGGAGAGUGAUGCAAGCAUCGUCGAUCGCGUCUCUCGUAUAUUAUUCCCUGUUGCAUAUCUUGUUUUCAAUAUUUUUUAUUGGUGCUUUUACUCCGUUAUUAGUUUCGAAGGCGAAAAGGAGUAG